CGGCACUCGGUGGCAGUCGGUACUCGGCAUUCUCAUUUCACAGUUGCCAAAGUUCGUUUGCCGCGACGCGUUGCAAGAUCUCUCGAUCGUCUCGGGCCGAGUGUUUCUUUCUAAAAAUGUGCCACCAAAAAUCAACCAACUAAAGAGAAACAACAAACACACAAAAAAAAAAAACGAAAAACAAAAAGGGAAAAAUGUGUGCAAAAGUAUUUUGUCUAUUGCUGCUGAUCUUUGCCUCUCAGGCUCUCCUCGGGGGCAGCGAUGCCAAGCGCUUCUUUGGCGUUGGCCAGCGCAUCGAGGGGGAUCAGCUGCUGCUCAAGGAUGUCCAGCACUCGCGUCCUGCCGGCAUAAGCGAACAGCCCCGUGUGAUCUUCAACUACGAGAUACCCGAGCCCAUCACAUACAUUGAAAUUGUCUCAGAGGAAAACAUAUACGCGGAGGUGAAGUUCAGCUAUACGGAUCAUCUGGUUGUGGGCAUGAUCAGCGUGUUGGGCACCAAUCAGAGCCAUGAAGAGAGCCAGCCCCAGCCCCUGCCCCUGCCCACGCCCGCCUUCGACGUGACCAUAUUGAUAUUUGGCUUCAAUCACACCGUUCUGAAUGUCAAUCCCUCGCUGCUGAUCAAUCGCGAUCGACAGUUUGAAGGUGAGCUGCAGCCCUUCGAGGACUAUGACGCCGAGGAGGACGAUGGCGAGUUCGGGCAGGCGAGCAAGGAGUUCACAGAGCUCUACGAUAAUAUCAAGCGAGAUGCCCUGGAGGUGGACAUCGAGGAGGAAGACCUGGAAACGGAAACAGAGACGGAGGGUCCCGGCUCUGGCUCCAGUUUGGAGUUUGAUAAUAUCGACAAGGUCAUUGAAAUUGGCCACAGGCAGCCGGGCGAUCAGUUGGUGUACGAAACCUUUCAGACCUCCCCAAACGAGUCCUCGGUGGAAACAAAUCACACGGUGGUGUUCUACUACGUCGACAGCGACUCCAUAACCUACGUGAAGUUUGUCAUCUUUGGUCACUAUUCGGACAGAAGCGGCCUGGAUCCCAACUAUGUGGCACCUGUGGCAGAGUACAGCCACUACUCCAGUGGCACCCUAAAGGCCGUCAUCACGGACUUUAGCACCGUCUCCCUUUUCGUUCAGAUGUUCGUCUACGGCUACAGGGCCCAGGAGGCGCCGCAGACGUACGAGCCCUUUCUGCCGCCACCGCACUGGCAGCGGCCCACGGACGAGCCGCCACUGACGCCCAUGCAACGCAUGCAACUGCUGAUGAUGACGGGCAAGGUCACCACUGCCGCCGCACCGCCAAACAUGUCCGAUGACGAGGAGGAGGAGGAAGAGGAUUCGCGAAAAAUGCGACCCGAGGAUAUGCUCUACACGAGGACGCGUGCAAAAGACCAGACGGAUGUCCAGACGGAUGACGACAAGACGAAUGCGGCACUGCCGCAGCUCGAUCGAGGCAGCUGGGCAUUGAUGUGGCUGCUGCUGUUGAUCCUGCAGCAGCAUCAGCAGCAGCAGUAGUAGUGCGGCUGUACGGUGGCACGGUGGCACGCAGGAGAGUCGUUAGUUAAUCCAUUGAAAGCUUUAUGAGUAGACUUUAGUCCCAACAUUCUUUGCAUUGUAUUUUAUGAAAUAAACUUCUGGCCCAAGCCAAGCAAAAGUC
Molecule: messenger RNA, 1647 nt
Organism: Drosophila obscura
Lineage: Eukaryota; Metazoa; Arthropoda; Insecta; Diptera; Drosophilidae
Exons: 4
Coding region: 195-1505 (436 amino acids)
Source: RefSeq, a predicted model, not a curated record